Molecule: messenger RNA, 1811 nt
Organism: Syzygium oleosum
Lineage: Eukaryota; Viridiplantae; Streptophyta; Magnoliopsida; Myrtales; Myrtaceae
Product: serine/threonine-protein kinase WAG1-like
Exons: 1
Coding region: 75-1589 (504 amino acids)
Biological process (GO): protein phosphorylation
Cellular component (GO): nucleus; plasma membrane; cytoplasm
Molecular function (GO): protein serine/threonine kinase activity; ATP binding
Source: RefSeq, a predicted model, not a curated record
AAGACGCCGAGCUUCGUCUGUCUCUCUCUCUCUCUGUCUGUUUCCCUUGCAAAGGCUCGAUCCACGGCCCAGACAUGGACGACGACAAGCUUUUCCCGUCGUCGGAAACCGACCUCGACCUCAGCUUCACCAGCCUCGCCUCCACCGCCACCACCGACCGCACCUUCGCCUGCUCCAGCGCUCGCAGCAGCCUCACCCUCAGCUUCAACGACCGCCUCUCCACCUCCUCCGCCGCCGUCGCCGCCGACUCCUCCUCCUCCUCCUCCGUCGCCGCCUCCCUCCACCACCGUCCCCACCGCCGGUCCGACCCCAACUGGUCCGCCAUCAAGGCCGCCACCACGCUGUCAUCCGACGGCCGCCUCCACCUCCGCCACCUCAAGCUGCUCCGGCACCUCGGCACCGGCAACCUCGGCCGCGUCUACCUCUGCCGCCUCCGCGACUGCGACUCCGCCAGCUUCGCCCUCAAGGUCGUGGACCGCGACUUCUUGACCAGCAAGAAGCUCUCGCACGUCCAGAUGGAGGCGGAGAUCCUCUCCGCGCUGGACCACCCUUUCUUGCCCACGCUCUACGCCCACAUCAACGUCUCCCACUACACCUGCCUCCUCAUCGACUACUGCCCCGGCGGCGACCUCCACUCCCUCCUCCGCAAGCAGCCCGGCAACCGCCUACCGGUCCAGGCGGUCAGGUUCUUCGCCGCCGAAGCCCUCGUUGCCCUCGAGUACCUGCACGCCCUCGGGAUCGUGUACAGAGACCUGAAGCCUGAGAACAUCCUCUUACGUGAGGAUGGCCACAUCAUGCUGUCCGACUUCGAUUUGUGCUUCAAGGCCGACGUGGUCCCCACUCUCAACACCCGAGCGGGGCCCACGUCGCCGAGGACGGCGAGGAGGAGCCGGAGGCUCUUCUCCUCCUCUUCCUGCCAUUACGGCUCGGUCAAGCGUGGAGGAGAAGGGUUGAGGGAGGUGGUGGCGGAGUUCGUGGCGGAGCCCACCGCGGCCUACUCGAGGUGCUGCGUCGGGACCCACGAGUACCUCGCCCCCGAGCUGGUCUCCGGGAACGGGCACGGCAACGGCGUCGACUGGUGGGCCUUCGGGAUCUUGCUAUACGAGCUGUUGCACGGGACGACGCCGUUCAAGGGCGGGAGCAAGGAGAGCACCCUGCGCAACAUAGCCUCGAGCAAGCAGGUCAGGUUCCAAGUGGCGGAGGAGCGAGAGGAAGCCGGGAUGGCCGAGGCGCGGGACUUGAUAGAGAAGUUGUUAGUGAAGGACCCGCGGAGGCGGCCAGGUUGCGCCCGGGGCGCGACCGACAUUAAGCGCCACCCGUUCUUCGACGGAAUCAACUGGCCGUUGAUCAGGACUUAUCGGCCACCGGAGGUCCAGGGGCUCGUGAGGAAGUCGAGGCCGCACACGAGCCUUGUCGCGAGCGUCGCGCCAAGUCACAAGAGGAGGCGUUGGUGGUGGAAAGGGCUCGAGUGCUUCAUGAGAAGCAGUAAAAGAUCUACGUCGAAGUACUAUUGCUCGAGAAACCCAAACAGGAGCAACAGCAAUUACUAUCAAUACUACGUUAAGAAUAACAGGUCUCCUGAAAUGUAACUAAACCUUUGUGGGUUCCUUGUUUUCUGAGAGUUUUCCACACUCUUUUUUAUUUUGCUUUGCGAGCUCAGGAUUUGUAAAUCGGGUAGUGAUGGCAACCAAACUUCUCCAAGUUUCGGUGGAUGUAUUUUGCUAUGUACACAUAUGGACAGACAGAUUGUAUGGUUUGUAUAUGAAUCAAGGUUACAAAAUGAAGGGGUUUGAGUUUGUGAUUUGUUUAAA